Exophiala spinifera is the source of this 2142-nucleotide messenger RNA. RefSeq lists its product as uncharacterized. Bases 1 to 2142 code for a protein of 713 amino acids. The transcript has 2 exons. The record is from RefSeq and is a predicted model, not a curated record. Gene Ontology annotation, cellular component: fungal-type cell wall. NCBI's taxonomy places the organism in Eukaryota, Fungi, Ascomycota, Eurotiomycetes, Chaetothyriales, Herpotrichiellaceae.
AUGAUCUACUCAAGGGCCCUGUUACCCGGCAUCGCCCUCGCAGCAGCUGCUGGUACAGCCUCUGCACAAGGUUCCGGCUGCACAGAGGAGAAUGGCAAUUGGUACUGCAGUCAAGUCGAUGCCAUUUCGUACUCCAACUUUGGUACUGCAGGUCAGUACCAACAAGUCACGUACAUGGGAAGUGGAGGACAAUGUGAUUUCCAACCCGCCAGCUACGGAGGUGGCAUGGCUCCAUUCGAUGAAGAGGUAUCAUGGCAUUUCCGUGGGCCAAUUCAGCUGAAGCAAUUCGCAUUUUACAGCCUUGGGUCAGAUUCGUCGUCAUCGAAAACAAAACGGCAUCAGCACCCGCCCCGAUCUCAGCACUUUGGACGGUACGCCCAUCGCCAUUUUCACCCCCACAAGCAGGUUAUCCCCGCCGACGUAGCCGAGAAGGCAAAGCGUGACGAUGGGAGUAAUUGGACAUCAUGGAUGAAGCUCUGGACGGGAGGUUCUUCGUCAACAGGCUCAGAUACUGAACCUGUGGGUGGAAAUGAUGCGACACCGUCUGGGUCUGGUGAUGGAUCUGGUCCAAGUUCAAACGAUGGAUAUUCCUCUCGCACAUGGACAGAGACAGAGACCGUUAUCGAUACAGUCUGGGUGACGGCAACAAUCGAUGGGCAGGUUCAAUCCUGGCCCAAAACUUACCCUGGCUCUGGGGCGACGUCGGGCUUUGCAACAAGCGUGAUAUCCUCUGCGCCAUCGGACACGGCUGCUGCGACGUCGGGUCUGACAACGAGUGUGAUAUCCUCUGCAGCAUCAGACACGGGAGCUGCAUCUUCAGCAUUUACAACAAGCACGAUACCUUCGUCGUCACAGGCAACUUCCGUUCCUGCCACUUCGGUCACAUCAACGGCACCGUUUUCAACCUCAUCCUCGGAAGAUACAAGUGAUGGCGGUUACAGUUCGUCAAGCACACCACUGGUACCAACAACUCCAUCUUCCUCAGCAACCUCAUCUGCGGAAGCUACCAGUUCUACCACGCCCAACAAUUUACCAUCAACGUCUACGACAUCCUCAUCCUACCCCACGAGUCCGUCUUCCUCAGCAACCUCAUCUGAGGAAGUUACCACUUCUACUACCUCCGACAACUUAACAUCAACGUCUACGACGUCCUCAUCCUACCCCACGAUGCCAUCCUCCUCGCCCUCUACGUUGUCUUCAUCCAAUCCAACAGCACCCUCAACCUCCACCACGACUACCUCGGAAAUAUUCUCUACUUCUUCGACACCUUCUUUCCCUUCAUCGUCAUCUGCACCAAUUUCUAGCCUCUCGACUUCAGAGCCUUCUAUCCCCACGUCCUCAGACUCUACUACUUCAAGCGCGGCUACGUCAACCUCAAGUCCAUCCACCGGUGGCGGCGGUGGAAGCGGCAGCUGGAUUCGCCAAGCAUACUACGACGCCGAGUCCGGCACUGCAUCAGGUCUCGUCUUCCUCAACAACUUCGGCGGAACAGGCAGCGGGGUAUUCGACUACACAUGGGGAAACUCACUCUCGUACUCCAAUGCCGACGCCACCUCCGGGGCGUCUGGACCUACCACCCUCGCCGACACACUCGUGGGCGACAACCAAGAGUUCAUCCUCAUGACCGACAAUCCGUGCACGUCCGAAAACGAAGCAGGCUGCGACUACUACCGGCCUGGGUCCGUAGCGUACCACGGCUUCGGGGGCGCUUCGAAGUUGUUCCUCGCCGAAUUCCAGAUGCCUUUGUCCGGCAAGACAGGGUUCAACGCCGACAUGCCGGCGACGUGGAUGCUCAACGCGCAGAUCCCACGCACACAGCAGUACGGCAACUGCUCGUGCUGGACGUCGGGAUGUGGCGAGUUCGACAUUCUCGAGGUGCUGAACUCUGGAAACACAAAGUGCAAGUCGACCUGGCACGGAGCGCAUUCCCUAGGUGACAGCAACUGGUUUGCUCGACCCGUGGACAAGACGAUCAAGGUUGCGGUGAUUUUGGACGGGGCAACCAGCACAGGCACGGCGAGUAUUGUGAUUCUGGACGACGGGGUGAGUUUCGACGACAGUGUCGAUGCCGCGAGUGUGAGUGGGUGGGUGAGCUCCUUGACGUCUAGCGAGAGCAUUGAGACGGCUUUACCUUCGAAAUGA